Notechis scutatus (mainland tiger snake) is the source of this 5081-nucleotide messenger RNA. The record is from RefSeq and is a predicted model, not a curated record. Lineage: Eukaryota; Metazoa; Chordata; Lepidosauria; Squamata; Elapidae.
GAAGGGCUCUGGAGAGCCGAAACGCGAUGGAGUUGGCGGCGGGAGCGGGGCUGUUUCUGGCGCUGUGCUUCGCUGCCGAGCCCUGCCUGGGGGAUUCGGGUUGGUCUAGUUCUUCAAAUCCACCAUCUCUUAGUAUUCAAAAACAUAUGAUUACGAUAGCAGCAAAUGAUACAUUGCAGAUUACUUGCAGUGGUGAGAGGGCUUUGGAUUGGCUUUUGCCAAAUAACCAAACCGGCCUCGAAAACCGAGUCGCACUGACUGAGUGUGCCAGCGAUACCUAUUGUAAGAUGCUCACCCUGACGGAAGUAAUAAGCAACGACACCGGGUCCUACAAGUGUUUCUACCAAGACAACCACACCUCCUCAAGUGUUUAUGUUUAUGUACAAGAUUACAGAUCUCCAUUUGUGAUGUCAGCCAGUGAGCCUGGAGCUGUAUAUAUAACCGGAAACAAAACUGUAGUGGUUCCAUGUCUCGGAUCCUCAUCAAACCUGAACGUGUCACUCCAUUCGGUAAGGCCAAUGAUCGUAAUCCAUUUUGCCAGUGAUUCUGGCUCUUUUUUAUGGUACAAUAAGCAAUCAAAUAGAGUGCAUACUGUUUAUAUUGUGGCGCAAAAAUUCUGUUUUUUUAAAAAUGUUUCUGAUACCCCACAUCAUUUGUUUGUUUCACAAUUGUACGUUCGGUGGAGUGUCCUUUCUGAUUUUGUCCCCCUCCGUUUAGGAUAUAAAAUCCACGACCUUAGUAUGGGCCCUCUGCACCAAGUAGAGCUGGCAGCAGGAGAGAAGCUAUCCUUAAAUUGCACAGCAAGGACUGAGCUGAAUGUGAGAAUUGAGUUCCAGUGGGAUUUCCCUUCGAAACAGAAAAUGAAUGCUAUGUUCAAGGAAGGGAUGACAGCCUUGGGCAGUGAAAUGAAGAAGUUUGUGAGCACCCUCACUAUCGAACACGUGACUUUAAGCGAUGGGGGUCUGUACAGUUGUACAGCCACCAGCAGCCAGAUGGCAAGAAAACACAAAAUUAAUGUCAUUGUUCACGAAAAGCCUUUUCUCUUUUUGGGCAAAAUGCCACUUGUGGUGGAGACAAUUCUCAGAGAACCAGCUAAAGUGCCUGUAUUAUUCAAAGCGUAUCCCCUCCCAGAGGCAAAAUGGUAUAAAAACGGAGAAGCCAUUGUUGCAAAUCGUACGGUGAAACUUGGUUACUCUUUAAUUAUUACUGAAAUGAGUGAAAAAGAUGCUGGGAAUUACACCGUUGUGCUGACCAAUCCCAUUAACCAGCAGUGUGAGAAACACACAUUUCAUCUGGUGGUAAACGUUCCACCUCAAAUUGGGGAGAAUGCUCUUCUGACUUCUGUGGAUUCCUACAAGCAUGGCUCCACCCAAACUCUUACGUGUACAGUGUACGCAGUUCCAAUGGUGACCCGCAUUCAGUGGUCCUGGCAACUGGAAGAAGAAUGCACUUUCAAUCCACACCAAGCUGGAAUUGGGAAUAAUCCCUAUGCAUGUAAGAAAUGGAAAAACAUAGCAGACCGAAGAGGUGGAAAUCAGAUUGAGAUCUUAAAAGAUCAGUUUGUUGCUAUUGCUGGGAAAAUGAAGACGGUGAGCAGCCUCACGAUUCAAGCAGCAAAUGUGUCCACCUUGUACAGAUGCGUAGCGAAUAAUAAAGUUGGAGAAGGUGAAAGAAUCAUGUCAUUUCAUGUAACUAGAGGCCUUGAGAUCAGCCUUCAGCCUCAAGGCCAGCCUAUUAAGAAGCACAACGUAACUUUGCAAUGCACCGCAGACAAGCACACCUUUGAAAGCCUCACCUGGUUUAAAUUCAGCCCUCGAAUUUCAGAAACGCGCCUGGAUAGACUGCCUAUGCCUGUUUGCAAGAAUCUGGAGGCCCUCCAGAAACUGAAUGGCACCACCAUGAAGGCCGAUAGGGAGACGGUUACCCUGAGCCUCUUUCUCCAAAAUAUCAUCCUUCAAGAUAGUGGGGACUACGUGUGCAUCGCUCUGGACAGAAAGAGCAAAACUCGGCGCUGCCUUGUCAAACAUCUCACUGUUCACGAACCAGUGGCACCCACAAUUACAGAACACCCUCGGAAUCAGACAACGAACAUUGGCGAAACGAUAGAAGUGGUUUGCACGGCAAGUGGGAUUCCUUCCCCUCAUAUCGCUUGGUUUAAAAACAAUAAUUCUCUUAUUGAAGAUUCAGGUAUUGUCCUGAAAGAUGGGAACCAACGGCUCACCAUACGAAGAGUGAGAAAAGAAGAUGAAGGUCAUUAUAUGUGCCACGCCUGCAACGUCCUAGGUUGUACAAAGGCAGAUGCAUUUUUUGAAGUGGAAGGGACCGAGGAGAAAACAAACCUUGAGCUCAUUAUUCUUGUUGGAACAGCAGUCAUUGCCAUGUUCUUCUGGCUGCUCCUCAUAAUCAUUCUCCGGACUGUUAAACGGGCCAAUGGAGGAGAACUAAAAACGGGCUACCUGUCUAUCAUCAUGGAUCCUGAUGAAGUCCCUAUGGAUGAGCAGUGUGAACGUCUCCCUUACGAUGCCAACAAAUGGGAAUUCCCUCGGGAUAGGCUGAAGCUAGGAAAACCACUUGGGAGAGGAGCAUUUGGUCAAGUGAUCGAAGCUGAUGCAUUUGGGAUUGACAAAACAACUACUUGUAGCACUGUAGCUGUCAAAAUGCUUAAAGAGGGUGCCACACACAGUGAACAUCGAGCCUUGAUGUCUGAACUUAAAAUUCUUAUUCAUAUUGGCCAUCAUCUCAAUGUAGUUAACCUACUUGGAGCUUGCACAAAACCAGGAGGUCCACUCAUGGUGAUUGUGGAAUAUUGCAAGUUUGGAAAUUUGUCUGUCUACUUAAGAAGCAAGCGAAAUGAUUUUGUUCCAUACAAGACCAAUAAUACCAGAUCUGGGCGAGGACACAGUGAUUUCACUGCAGACCUAAAGAAACGCUUGGACAGCAUUGCAAGCAGCCAGAGCUCAACAAGCUCGGGCUUCGGCGAGGAGCGAUCCCUCAGUGAUGUGGAAGAAGGAGAAACAACGUCUGAGGAGCCUUGCAAAGCUUCUCUGAGCUUACAGGACCUCAUCUGCUACAGCUUCCAGGUGGCUCGGGGGAUGGAAUUCCUGGCAUCCCGGAAAUGUAUACACCGAGAUUUGGCUGCUCGCAAUAUCCUUUUAUCGGAGAACAAUGUGGUCAAAAUCUGUGAUUUUGGACUGGCUCGAGAUAUCUACAAAGAUCCAGAUUAUGUCAGGAAAGGAGAUGCUAGACUACCCCUUAAAUGGAUGGCCCCAGAGACCAUUUUUGAUCGUGUAUACACAAUUCAAAGUGAUGUGUGGUCUUUUGGUGUGUUGCUGUGGGAGAUAUUUUCAUUAGGGGCCUCACCAUACCCAGGUGUAAAAAUUGAUGAAGAUUUCUGUAGAAGAUUGAAAGAAGGAACGAGGAUGAGGCCACCGGAUUAUACAACACCUGAAAUGUAUCAGACAAUGUUGGACUGCUGGCAUGGUGAACCCAAACAAAGACCAACCUUCUCAGAUUUGGUGGAGAGCUUGGGGAAUUUACUGCAAGCAAAUGUUCACAAGGAUGGUAAAGACUAUGUUAUCCUCCCCCAAGUUACGUUGCUCCACACCGAAGAAGACUCUGGACUCUCCUUGCCAAUGUCACCUGUUUCCUGCAAGGAAGAAGAGGAAGUACGCGAUUCUCAGUUCUAUUAUGACACCACGUCGCAAACAAGUCAGCAUCGCACAGGAAGUAAAAGAAACAGCCGUCCUGUGAGCGUCAAGACUUUUGAAUCUGUGCCCGUAGAACCAACCAUAAAAGUAGUUCAAGAUGAAAAUCAGACAGAUAGUGGGAUGAUUCUUGCAUCCGAAGAACUAAAGGCAUUAGAAGAGAAAGCUAAAGAAGUGAUGUUGCCCUUCAGCGGGCUUAUUUCCAGUAAAAGCAACGAAUCUGUGGCGUCUGAAGCUUCCAAUCCCACCAGCGGCUAUCAAUCAGGCUAUCAUUCAGAUGACAUGGACAUUACCAUGUAUCCCAGUGAAGAGACGGAACUCUUAAUGCUCAGGGACGAUGCUUCUCAGUCUUGCUAUGUUGCCUACGGCCCGGCUAUCUCUCUGAGUUCACAGUCUGUAUAAGGACUUCUCGGAAAAUGACAACCACUGGAACUUGCACCGAACAUUGCCUUGUCCUGAAACCCACCGUAUUCAUACCCAGAAUACAGGAGGGGAGAAAAAUAUGAAUUCCCCCCGCCCUUUGUUUUUUUUUUAAUGAUAAAAAGAAGAAGAAAUUGCAAGAAAGAAUCCUGGUGAGGCCAUGCAAGGCCUUGAGAGAGCUUGAAGUUAUAUCAGGCCUUGCUGAAAGUCAUAGACAAUCGUUUCAUCCUCAUUUUGAACCACAUGGACAUUGUGAAAUCUGAUAAGGAGGCCAUCUUCCUAUGCAGUUACAUGAAGAUGGAAAUAGGCUCUGUCAAAAUCCUUUGAAUUUUGGGUUGGUCAGCAAAGAAAAGGUUUCAGGAGUGUGGUUGGUGGAGCCUAAGAAAAGGGUCUGACAGUACAGCCCCUGCUUUUACUAAAUCCUCUUUCAUGUUUAUCUCUUCCAUCGAAGGGCCCUUUCUUUCUAAAUCUAAAUCUUGCUGUUAAAAAUAAGCCACUAAAAGCUACUGAAGAGCAGGGCACCUAUUUUCAUGAAAAGCUCUGUUUUUAGUACCCAGGCCUUGAUGCAUUUCUGAUCCUUUCAAAGAAGGCUUCCUACUGAAAUGAACCUCUUCAGAGGCUUCAGAAAUGCUUAAAAAUUAGCAAAUAAUGCCAGAGUUUAGCAAAUUUUCCACCAAGGUCACCUAGAGCUCUAGCAAGUUGUGAUAUACAUUGAAAGACUUUUCUUUACAGAAAGUACCAUGAAGCUAUUUUGACUAGUGUUGUUUUCGGUUACUUUUAUAUUUUUAUAUUCGUGGGUUUUGUACUUUGUUUAAUAUUUCAAGCAUAACAAAUCCAUGGAUUAACAAACAAACAAACAAAAAUUUAAAAGGCACAAUGCAGUAUUUAUAAUCUGGAUAUGUAGAAAGAAUUGUAAUAUAUUACGAAAAUAAAUAAAUAAAUAAAUAAAUAAAUCUA